Messenger RNA from Dipodomys spectabilis (banner-tailed kangaroo rat), 3845 nucleotides. It is a transcript of the gene Osmr, whose product is annotated as oncostatin M receptor. Gene Ontology annotation, cellular component: external side of plasma membrane; membrane; signaling receptor complex. The transcript has 19 exons. Gene Ontology annotation, molecular function: leukemia inhibitory factor receptor activity; oncostatin-M receptor activity; cytokine binding. The record is from RefSeq and is a predicted model, not a curated record. Bases 233 to 3166 code for a protein of 977 amino acids. Lineage: Eukaryota; Metazoa; Chordata; Mammalia; Rodentia; Heteromyidae. Gene Ontology annotation, biological process: positive regulation of cell population proliferation; cytokine-mediated signaling pathway; immunoglobulin mediated immune response.
GCACGUCCGCACCGACGUCCGCACCGGGCUCCGCACCCGCGCCGCCUGGUCCAAGAAUGAGAAUUAAACUCAGUACCUGAUGCUUUUGCUCACUGGCUGGUGCUCUACCAAUUGAGCCAUGUCCCUAAACCCCCAUUGGAGAGGUUAAAAGAGGGAGGAGGAGAAGCAUUGGAACCUUCCCGUGGGCAUGGAGGUUUGAGAAGGAAAAGAAUUUGACUGAAACUUUAAAACUAUGGCCUCCUUUGCUGUCCUUCAGGCAACAUUCCUCUUAGCAUUACUGUCCUUGAAGACUUACCAGAGUGAAGUCAUGGAUAAACUUUCACCACUGACUCCUGUAUCACUUAGAAUUUCCUUCAAAUCUUCACUUCAACAUCUGGACUUAGAAUGGACUGUCCAAAACCUUCCACAUCACCAGGAACUAAAAAUGAUAUUUCUGAUAGAAAUCAGUAGAAUUAGAACAUCCAAUAUCAUCUGGGUGGGGAAUUACAGCACCACUGUGAAGUGGAACCAAGUCAUCCACUGGAGCUGGAAAUCCGAGUUGCCUUUAGAAUGCGCCACACACUUCGUAAGAAUAAAGAGUAUGGUGGACAAUGGCAUGCCGCCCGAGCUGAGUUCCUGGAGUGAGUGGAGUUCGUGGGAGGAAGUUCAUGCUCAAAAUCCUCUUGAACCUAAUGCAUUGUUUGUAUUCCCUAAACGGAAACUGGUGGAAGAGGGUGCCAAUGUUACUAUUUGCUCUAUUUUUGGGAGCAAUCUAAAAGAUAUAUUCUGUUAUUUGGAAGGUGAAACGAUUCAUGGAGAGCAACUUGACUCACAUAUACUGACAUUCGAAUUGAGUAAUGUUCCUUUUGUUAGAGUAUCAGGGAUGAAUUUCUACUGUAUGGAGAAGCCAACAAAUAUUACCGAUGGCAUUGUUCUCUUUGUCUCAAAAGUUCUUGAGGAGCCCAAGGAUUUUUCCUGUGAGACCCGGGACUUCAAGACUUUGAGCUGUACAUGGAGUCCCGGGGUGGACACUGGCUUAGGUUGGUCUAUGCAGCCUUCCCAAAGCUACACGUUAGUUGAAUCAGUCUCUAGGGAAAGGAAACAUUGUGAGCACAAAAAUGUAUGCAAUUGGAAAAUCACUCAAGAAUUGCAAGAAAUAUAUAAUUUCACUCUCAUAGCUGAAAAUCACCUAAGGAAAAGGAGUGUCAAUAUUUUUUUUAACUUGACUCAUCGAGUUCAUCCAUUGGCUCCCUAUAAUGUCAGCCUUGAAAGUAUAGAAGCCACACAAGCCACACUAAGAUGGAAUGUGCUCUACCAUGGAAAUCGUUACUCACUUUUGUGUCAGAUUGAACUUGAAGGUGAAGGAAAAGUAAUACAACAGUCCAAUGUGUCCGUUAAGGUGAGUGGUGAGGAAAUCUUCAGUGAACUGGUGCCUGACACAGAGUACCAGGCCUGCAUCCGAUGUGCUGGUGCAAGCCACUUCUGGAAGUGGAGCGAAUGGAGUUGUCAGAAGUUCAGCACAUCUGAGGCAGCUCCCUCAGAGGCUCUUGCUGUCUGGAGCACAGUGAGGGAAGAGAAUGGCAGUUGUAUUGUGAACUUAUUCUGGAAGCCAUUGUCAAAACUUCACGCCAAAGGCAAGAUCCUACACUAUAAUAUAAUUACAGAAAGUCUAGACAAACCACACAGGGUAAAACUGUACUCCGCUUCAGGACUAGCUAAUGACAUGAAACUAACCCUAGACCAGUGUGCUUACCAAAUUAAUGUCACAGCCAACAACAGUGCAGGCCAGUCCCCUGCAUCUGUCAUUGUCAUCUCUGGAGACUCUGGGAAAGAAGUUAAAGAGGAAAGAAUUCAACGUACAGAGGAUGGAUUCUUGGUGUCCUGGAAACCUCUAUCUGCAGACAACAUCAUAGGCUAUGUUGUGGGCUGGUGUGUGCGUCUCCAGGACCCACUCUGUGAUUUGCAGUGGAAGAACAUAGGACCCAAUACCACAAGUACAGUCAUCAGCUCAGAUGCUUUCAGACCGGGGAUUCGAUAUGACUUCAGAGUUUAUGGAAUAUCUACAGGACGGGUUGCUUCUUUAAUAGAGAAAAGAACAGGAUACUACCAGGAACUGACUCCUUCAAUGAACCCUCCAGUGACGGUGAAAAACUUGACCUCCCACUCCUUUGUUCUGAGCUGGACAGAUUACUCCACAAAUGACCAGUCAGGUUUUAUUCAAGGGUACCGUGUCUAUCUGAAAUCCAAAAACAGACAGUGCCAACCAGGAUUUGAAAAGGCGGUUCGUUCAGAUGAUUCAGUAUGUUGCAAAUACAACAUCAAAAACCCAGAACAAAAGACAUUCACUGUGGAAAACCUCCAGCCAGAAUCCCACUAUGAGUUUUUGGUCACAUCCUAUACGCGUGUUGGAGAAGGCCCCAACGGAACAUUCAGGGCAGUCACCACUCCAGAUGAACUCUCCUACACGUUGGUACAGAUCAUACUGCCCAUGAUUCUCAGUGUCUUGUUCAUCAUUUCUGUGUGUUACUGGAAAAGUCAGUGGGUGAAGGAGAAGUGUUACCCAGAGAUCCCAGAUCCUAACAAGAGCAGCAUCUUGUCACUGAUAAAAUCCAAGGAAAACCCUCAUUUAACAAUAAUGAAUGUCAAAGACUGCAUUCCAGAUGCUCUUGAAGUUAUAAACAAGCCAGAAAGCACCAAGGCACAAGUCAUGGGUACUGAGAAGCCAUUCUUGGCGGAGAGUGAAUUAACUGCCUACCUUUAUCCCUUGCAAAAAGAGCACUCAGGCCCUGGGCCCUGGAUCUGUUUCGAGAACUUUACUUACAAUCAGUCAGCUUCUGACGCUGGUUUGUGUGGUCACAUUCCAGUACCCUCAAAAGACCUACAGUGGCAACUAGGACUGUUGACCCAACCUGACAACUUACUAAAUGUGCUAGAAGGCAACUGUGAGCAACCUCUGAGAGAAAUCCCAGCUGGAGAAGCAAGUUUGAAUUAUGUGUCUCAACUGGCAUCACCCCUGUGUGGAGACAAGGACGGUUUUUCAAACAAUCCAACCAUAACCAUGCCAGAGCCCUGUUCAGACUAUAAAAUGCAAAUGGCGGUGCCACCAUGCCUUGCCUCACCUCUCCCAAGCGAAGAGGGCAGCUUGUCCUCAGUGGUCCUUUUAGAUCAAGGUGAACACUAUCAUUAACAGGAUCUACCCCACACAGACACUGCGAGUAGCAUGGUUGGCACCAUGCUACACCACAGGCUUUGGUCCUUUAUCCCAGUGAGCAGUCCCUGCUUGCUGGUCUGAUUUAUAUAAGAACACUGCAGUCUGGCUAGAUUAAACACUAGAGCUAUGGGACUCAGCAUUCCCUCUGGUAGGCUUACUUCAGAAAUAGCAGAUAAUGGGAACAUGCUGGCCUUGUUGCUGCUUAUUCCAGGCUCACCCUUAGCACAGUAUACUUUAACUUGACAGAAGGUUAGGCAUAGCCUAACCUUCCACAGUACGGAAUGGACAUAGCCACUAUUCAGGCCUUGCCCAUUCCGUACUGUGGAAGGGAGCUGUGGUCCUAGAAGCUCCAUUUCCCAUGAAAAAUAGUGUCAUUAAAUUUUACUCUGAUAUUUGAUAUCUUUAGGGUAAAGCAAUUAUGUUAAAUAUUUAAUAGGGACCACAAAAAGAUUUAUUACUGGAACAUACAUUGUCAACUCAAAUGUACUGUGUUUAAUGAAAAAGUUACAAAUGUUGGACACUAACAGAUAUUAGACUUGCUUAGAAAUUAAGAAUUUCUAGUUUGUUGAGUCAUUAACAUUAACUUUUAUUAUUAAUUUUCAUUGUUAUUAUAAAGGUGAUGUACAGAAGGGUUACUGUUUCAUAAGUCAGGUAA